Messenger RNA from Rhagoletis zephyria (snowberry fruit fly), 2223 nucleotides. RefSeq names its product Peptidoglycan recognition protein LC (gene PGRP-LC). Gene Ontology annotation, biological process: peptidoglycan catabolic process. The record is from RefSeq and is a predicted model, not a curated record. Gene Ontology annotation, molecular function: N-acetylmuramoyl-L-alanine amidase activity; zinc ion binding. NCBI's taxonomy places the organism in Eukaryota, Metazoa, Arthropoda, Insecta, Diptera, Tephritidae.
AUUUAGUAUGUCUACUAACUGAUGUGAUUGUGUGAAGUUGAGAAAACAAGCGGAAAAUGAGAUUUGCUAUGGAAUGCUGUUGUGCUACGUAGAAUAAAACCAGUUACAUUGGAAUUCGAAAUACUUUCAACUAUAAAAAUAGAGUUGGAAAACGAAUAAUAAAUACCAGAGAAUAAGUAAUACAAAAAGCCAGCAAGUUAAAACACAAUUGAAAAAUGUCGGCAUUUAAAAAAUAUGUGGUUCACAUGCAAUACUUCAGAAUCGUUUAGAAUAAGUACUUUGUGAUAUUAAAAAAAUAUAGAAAGUUGUUGCCUGAGUAUCUCAACAAUAUAAAAUCAAGUACUGUAUACGUUGACUCACACCAAAAAAUGCAUUUUACGAAUAAUAAUGAAAUGAACUCAAAUACGAUUGCAAGUGCAGAAUGGAAAGCAAAACCGAUAGCCGCACAUCCAACUGUUUUUAAUGCCACAUCAGCAAGGGGCUCAGAAACAAUAAAAUUGUCAACAUCGUCAGCUGACAGUUGCGCCUCAUCAACCGACUCUGGUGUAAUUAUCACCGACAACAACAGAACAUGCAGCAACGACAGCAACAACUACAAAAACAUACAAGGCAAUGUAAGCUUCAACACCAACACCAACGGUGUAGACAUCAAUGGCACAAGUGGCAAUACAGCGAAAGAUAACAGCAACAAUAUCGACAACAGCGUCGAUGAUAAGCGAAGACGCAGUGCAGAAACUCCGAAAUCAAACAACAAUAUUACAAUAAACAAAAAAAUUGAUAACAAUUGCAUAAACAUUGAAAAUAUCAUAAAUGUGCGACGCCAACGAAACUCGUCAAGCGGUAGCAGUAGAAAAUCUUCGAAGAAUUGCUCACCAGCAGUGUCGAUACGUAGCAAUACAAUAUCGAUUAUUUCGAUCGAUGAAAAUGCCAUUGACUCGAGUGUCGUCGACUCAGAUUCGGACUUUGAGGGUCAAAAUAGUAGCUAUGUUGUCAAGAAGCUGGGCCAACAAACGACCUACGAGCCAAAUAAUCCCAAUUUGCCGAAUAUAAAUAAAGGUAUGCAAGUGCUAAGUCAGACGAUAAGCCCAGGUGCAAUACCCCCCACGUCUGGUCCGCUAUCUGAGACGAUACUCAAUGGUGGUGCACUCUCACCACCGAUGCUAGCGCCACCUAUGGCGCCCAAUUCGGCCCAAAUUGGUAGCAUAGCACUCUCAAAUUCUACAGAUGUUACCUUUGGCGACAAGCAUUUCUACGAAGGACCCGUGACGAUACAACAGUUUCUAAUUGAUAGUCGUGAUAAAUGGAAAAAUGGCGAAGAGGGUGGAAGUGAUAAUCCAAACUUCACUGCUGAUGACAAAGUGUCCGAUCCUGAAAAUGCUACAAAAUCUACACAACCCGACGCACCAUAUAAAUUCAUAUUCAGUCGGCGUGCAGUCAUCAUCACUGGCUCAAUUAUUCUACUAACUAUAUUGAUCGGAAUAGUCAUAGCUACUGUGAAUAGUCUCACAAAACAGACGAUAAGAAAAAGUAAGAUUCUAGGUGAUGGCGACGAUUCCAGAAAGCAUAUUCCAAUCAAUUCAACAAUAGCGGACGAUAAUGUAGGCGGUGGCAAAAUACUUCGCAUUGUACCUCGCGAUGGCUGGCUAGCUCAACCUCCAUCAGCUGAUCCUGUACCUUUGGCAACGCCUGUGCACAGGGUCAUUGUACUUUCAACACUCACUGAAGACUGUGAAACGCAAGCCAUGUGCGUCUAUCGUGUACGUAUGACACAAACUCUUAACAUUGAAUCUCAAAAUCAUGAUGAUAUUAUUUACAACUUCCUAAUUGGUGGCGAUGGCAAUGUGUAUGAAGGACGUGGUUGGGAUGUAGUCGGUGCACAUUUGCGUGGCUUCAAUUCGGACAGUAUUAGUUUCGCCUAUAUUGGUACAUUCAAAAAACAAAAGCCAUCAGAAAAACAAAUGGAUGUCACAAAAUUAUUAUUAGAGGAGGGUGUACAAUUAGGUAAACUCUCGCCAGAUUAUAAAAUAUAUGGAGCAUAUAUGUUGGAUCCUACAUCGACAGAUGCAAGAGCAGAUGAAUUGUACAACAGCUUCAAAGGUUGGCCACAUUGGUCUGAGUAUCUAUUUUCUGCAAACGCAAAAUGAAAUGUGUCAUUUAUUUUAAAAGUAUAAAAGAAAUAUAUUUACUUACAUAUUAUGCAGAGUGAAAAGUUGCUAAGUCCAU